GCGGGCGGGGCCGCGCCUGCGCCGCAGGGGCAGUGCGGGGCGGUGCGUGCGCGGCGUGUGCGCAGCUGCCGGCGUGCGCGGGGCCGCAGAUGGAGCCUCCCCCCGGCGCCGCAGAAAAUUCUAAGCUGAGACAUGUAGAAAAAGAUGUUUUGAUUCCACAAAUAAUGAGGGAUCGAGCCAAGGAGCUGUGCUUAGAUAAGGUGCAAGCUUUUACUAAAUGCUGUCAAGAAACUGGUUUUCUUAUGGUGGUGAAGUGUCGGCAAGAGAACACAGCAUUGAAAGACUGCCUGGUUGGCUACUAUUCUGAUCCAUCAUUCUAUGAAGAAUGCAAAGCAGAAUAUUUGAAGCAAAGAGAAGAAUACAGAGCAACUGGAAUUAAGAAAAAAAGACAGAAGGUUACUUCAAAUGUAUAAUUAAAACUUAAAAUGAACUUCUCACAUUUUAUAUACAACUUUGAGUUUCAAUUGAUUUAAACUGGCUUAAAUGAUCUGUACCCCUGUGUGGAGUUUAACUGAAAUACACAAGAUGAGAUGAAUGGAGAAUAAAAUAAUCUCUAAAAUUA
Pseudopipra pipra is the source of this 562-nucleotide messenger RNA. RefSeq names its product C-X9-C motif containing 1 (gene CMC1). The transcript is spliced from 4 exons. Bases 90 to 413 code for a protein of 107 amino acids. The record is from RefSeq and is a predicted model, not a curated record. Gene Ontology annotation, cellular component: mitochondrion. NCBI's taxonomy places the organism in Eukaryota, Metazoa, Chordata, Aves, Passeriformes, Pipridae.